AUGGUUGCUAACUAUGGGAAGGGUGGGCAUGGUAGAAUAUGGUUAAUUUGGAAGCCUGGUGUUUUUUGUGUUGAUGUGAUUAGUGUAGAGAUGCAGGAUAGAAUUGGGGCUCCUGUUACCUUAACUGAGAUUGAGAACUUCGGGAACUGUGUUAGGCACUCAAACUUGAGUGAAAUCAAAACUGAUGGGCUGUUUUUUACAUGGAAUAAUAAGCAGAGAGGUGUUGGUAGAGUUUGUUCAAGGAUAGAUAGAGUUUUUGGAAAUGGUGCUUGGCUUGACACUUUUCAACAUACAAAUGCUAUCUUCCUCCCUGAAGGUCUCAUGGACCACUGCCCCUGUGUAAUUAAUGUGUUGGGGAGUGUGGGGAAUACUAAGAAACCUUUCAAAUUUUUCAAUAUAUGGACUGAGCACCCUGGUUUCUUUAGAAUUAUUGAAGAUAAUUGGACUUGCUCUAUUCAAGGCACUCCUGUGUUCAUUGUUGUAAAGAAACUUAGGUUGAUAAAAGAGGCUUUGAAGGGUUUUAAUAAGCAGCAUUUCUCUUCUGUGUUGACUGAUGAUGCCUGUUUGGAGGAGGAUAUGUUGAAGGUGAAGGGUAAUUUAAAUAGUGAUCCUACAGAUGAAUCUUUAAUGGAACAAGAACAUGAGAUCAGAAGUUGGUAUGUGAUUGCUCAUGCAAGGAAACUGCAGUUUCUGAGGCAGAAAGCAAAGCUGCACUGGCUGAAAGAUGGGGAUGUGAACUCUAGCUUCUUUCAUGCCUGUUUGAGGAAAAGAAGGGUAAAGAAUAGUGUUUGA
Molecule: messenger RNA, 792 nt
Organism: Chenopodium quinoa (quinoa)
Lineage: Eukaryota; Viridiplantae; Streptophyta; Magnoliopsida; Caryophyllales; Amaranthaceae
Exons: 2
Coding region: 1-792 (263 amino acids)
Source: RefSeq, a predicted model, not a curated record